AUGGACAUCAACAAGGUCACACUUGCUAAUCAAAAUGCUGCUAAAACCAACUAUCCCAAGACAAAGGAUCCCAGGCUGGUGAAGAAAACGGCGAAUGAAGAAAAGGAUGCAUCACAAAAUUGCGCUCGAAAAAGGAAAAUAUUGUGCAUCAUCUCAAUUAUUGCGAUUUCUUCGCUGGUCAUCGUCGGUAUUUUGCUUCCGACAGUAAUUCUGCAAAAGAACAAAACUAACUCGUCCACGACGAAGGCGACUUCAGAACCAAGUAUGAUACCAAUGAAAGCUGUCGAAGGAAAAGUCUAUGGUGUGUACAAUACACCUGUAGGUGCCAACAGCACGGAGGCAAAGCCUGGCAAAAGUAGUGGUAAAUAUAUACCAAGAGAAUCUCCAGACAAAGCAUGUGACGGUAUGGUGUCAACUAAAUAUCUCAGUUUUGGGUCGUGUGGGGAACCGCGCCGUGAAUAUAUAAACUGUGGUGCGAAUACUGGUUUUUAUCUCGAGUUAGAACAAGGUUCAACGUUGGUGAAUGGACUGAAAAUUUGUACUGGCGACGAUGCCCCUGAACGUGAUCCAAUGUUGGUCUCCCUGGAAGGAAGUAACAUGACAGAGACAGAUCUUACCUUUGGUAGCAGUUGGACUCUGCUGUACAAUGGCGCUAGCGGACUCCAUGCAGAUCCUGGGCGAAAACAGUGUGGUCAUAUUCUGUAUUUUAACAACACAGAAGAGUACACAAGCUAUCGUUUUCUGGUGUCUGAUAUACGAAAGCCAGCGUACUGUUGUCAGUAUUCUGAAGUGAAAUUAUACAGUUUGUAA
This is a messenger RNA of Adineta ricciae, 810 nucleotides long. Lineage: Eukaryota; Metazoa; Rotifera; Eurotatoria; Adinetida; Adinetidae. The record is from the annotation of a GenBank genome assembly.